Messenger RNA from Rhodofomes roseus, 2658 nucleotides. RefSeq lists its product as uncharacterized. The record is from RefSeq and is a predicted model, not a curated record. Lineage: Eukaryota; Fungi; Basidiomycota; Agaricomycetes; Polyporales; Fomitopsidaceae. The transcript is spliced from 3 exons. Bases 1 to 2658 code for a protein of 885 amino acids.
AUGCUGGCUGCAGCGCGCACGCGCCGGCCUCUAGUCUUUCUGCUUGCAGCCGUUUGCCUUGUCAGCGCCGUAACAGCCGCCGGUUCGUCCUCAGCCGCAUCGUCGACCACCACACCCUCCGCCUCCACUUCGCUCUCCUUGACCACGAGCUACACGCCCCUCGUCACGACCAUCCGGUCCGGAGGUAACAACAUCACCAUUUCCACGUCCGUUCCGGUCUCUACCUUCAAUGUCACCGUCACCCCGACGUCUACCGCAAGCGCGUCCGCCUCGAGCAAUAGCUCCGCGGCUGCCGCAGCUGCCUCUGCGUCCGCUGAGGCGUUGCGUACCCUGGACACGCAAAUCGACCCUGCCUUUGGUGUCCUCGGAGCUCUGCUCAUCUUGACUGGCCUGCCAAGUGCCUUCCUCGGACACAAGAACCGGUGGACUUCGUUCUUCCUUAUCGGCGUGUACACCUUCGCACUCGUCUGCUUCUCGCUCAUCAUCCGCUUUGGCGUUCUUCAAGCCGUGAACCCGCCGACCAAGGCCGUGCGCGGGCUCUUCAUGCUCGCGUGCGGCGUCUCUGGGAUUGCCGGUGGUGGCAUUGCUAUCUUCUUCUGGCAGGCAACCAGGUAUUUCGUCGGCGCGUGGGGAGGCUUCGUGGUUGCAUUGUGGAUACAGUGCUUCAGAGACGGCGGGCUCAUUUCCCCGAUUGGGCUUAGGUGGAUUCUGUAUAUCGCGCUCGGAGUGAUUGGCUUCGUGCUAUGUACCAUUCCAAAGAUCCACUAUCAUGUCCUUCUCCUCUCCACUUCGUUCGUGGGCGCUACGUCCGUAAUUCUGGGGAUCGAUUGUUUUACUACGGGGGACCUCAAGGAGUUCUAUGUCUGGAACCUGGGCUUCACCGCCUUGUUCCCCAAGUUCACGAACAACGGUAUCAAAUUUCCCGUCAACCAGACGAUGGAGAUCGAGCUCGGUCUCAUCGGUGCGGUCUCACUCAUGGGCAUCGCAGUUCAGUUCCAAGUCCUCAAGGUGCUUCAGCGGAAGCUCAAGGAAAUCAAGGAAGCGGCCAGGCGACCGAAUGAGGAGCUCGAGAAUCGCGCUGCCCUUGCUUUCGCCGAAUUGGAGAAGGAGAAAGCAGAGUGGGACCGUGAGCAUCCUGCCCUUGCCAAGCAUGGUCGCAUGGACAGCGAGUUUUCCUCGUUGCUCAAGGAUACAGAAUCGCUGUCGCCCUCACCGCGCCAGCGGUACCAGUCAGGCGUAUCCGACUUCAUCGUUGCUCCUAACGAGGAGAUGCACCGCUCCACUUCGAAACUUCUGCAAAGCCCUGGCGCUCUUCCUGUGCUCGAUUUGGGUCUUGGCAUCGAGAAUGACGUACCCAAGGUCUACAUUGCUGAGUCCAGCAAGAGCCCCAAGGCCAAGGACGCUCCGAUGACCCAGGUAGAGCUUGAAGACCUCAAACGCAAAGAGGAGCUCUUGACGGAGAUCCAGACUAUCCGGAAGUCUAUUGAGAUCCUCAAGACCGAGGCCACGGACCCCUCUAGCUCGUCUGGCUCGCGUCACCAAUCUUUCACGUCUCGUCGUACGCUCAGUCAAGACAUUGGUUCCCUCAUGCCCGCAGCUCCUGCACACUUGCGUCCCCCUCGCCAAGCGGACCCUCGUGCUCGUGUGCAGUCAAUGGAGCUGUCAGUCAUGUCCUCCGGCAUCGGUGCGUCGAUCGGCAGACCGACUAGUGCACCUCUACGCGACGAUGACUGGGACGCGUAUGUCCGUGAACGCAAGCUCUUGCAGCCCCCGUCUGGCGUUACACCGCCCAUCGCCACCACGCCGAUAAGCCCUACUCCCCGUGUUCCCGUAUCCCCAGCAGUGGAAGAGGCGCUGAUGAAGCGGCACAGAAUCGAGAGCCACUAUUCAGCAAACGGCCUCGAGUGGACGGCUGCAGACGGUGCGCGGCGGCCUUCACCCGUCCAAAAGGUUGCGUCCACCGGUCACGAUAUACCCACUGUACUGCGAACACCUCACGCGACACAUGCGAGGUCGCAUUCACAAGGUGGUGUGCCGGUUACAAUUCUGCCACCGCAGAAGCCGGCUGCCUCGCGCUCUCCCCAGCCUGCGGAGACGCCGGUACCAUGGACGACGCGCACGCUCACGUUCGAAGCACUCGAUGAACGUCAUCGUGAGAAGAUCCGGGAGCUGCAGGAGCCAGUGACGCGUGCUGAGAAAGAGCAGCUGGAGAUCGCAGAGGCGAAAGCUCGGUGGGAGAGGGCGAAAGCGUCGGAGAAGCAGGCUGUGGCUAAGCGCCAGGCUGAGAAGGCCGCCGCAGUCAGCAAGGACGCCGCGAAGCAGCACAAAUCCGGCGAGCCCGCUGGUACGUCCGACAAGCGCAAGUCACGGACGAUGGAGCAGCAGCAGCAGCCAGGUAGCUCCCGCCAACACUCGCGGACGCUGAGCGCGGACAUUCUCGCGCAUGUGCCCGGCACGGCGUCCUCGAAGCGGAUGUCGACGAUGAAGGUGGAGGACUGGCAGAAGCACCAGCAGGACGUCGAGCUGGGCUUCCGGCCGGAGGAGCAGCGUGCGUCGCGACGGCGGUCCGCUGUUCCCUUCCCUGAGACGCACGACCGGCCUGCCGAUGGGAGGGACGCCCGGCGGCUCUCUCGGACGCCGCGCGACAUGCUCAGCUGA